UUCCUUCUCUGCCACGUCUCCCUGCGUUCUCUAGUACCUCCUCUACCCCUGGAUUUCUCCUCUGUUCACAGUCCCUUUCUGGUUCACCAGCUCCCUGUGGUCUCAUGAUGCUGUCCUGUCCCCCAUCUUCUAGCUAUUUCCUUAUCUCCCUGUACCCUGUAACCCUUUCUCUAUUCCCUGGCAAAUCUCAUUUACCAUGACUCCUUUGACUCCAUCUGACCCCUAUGACUCCUUUCCUGACCAAGCCUUUGCCAAAGAUUCCCUCCUUACUACCUUACUCUCUUCUUGUCUCUGUAAAUACUCUCAUCUUUCCACCUCACCCCAAACUGUCUCCUCUUCUCACCUUUCACUCUUAGUCCCCGACUUACUUGCAUACUGAUGGCCAUUCUAGCUUUUUCUUCCAGGACACUAUGGACCCCCGGGGGCCAGCCCCCCAGCCUUUCCAGCGGCCUGAGAAACCUGGUCGAGUCCGCCGUCGGAAGACCAGGCGGGAGCGUAAUGAGGCCCUGAUGGGCAGCCGCCGGCCACUGACCUGUCAGCAUCCUUCUGUGACCAGUCAAGAUCCUCUUGUGGCCCCUACUGCUCCCAAGCUUGUGGUCAUAACCCAGGGCCGGCUGAGCCGGGAGCACCGGGGUCUUUUCAACCAUGAGGUGAAAUCUCUGGACGUGGCUCGGCUGCUUAGAGGUGGGCCCCUGGAACCAGGCACCCCGUCACUCCCUGCCAAACCCUCCCCAAGCCCAAGCCCAGUGCAAGAACCAGCUCUACAGUCAAGAGGCAAGGAGAACCAGGUCCCUAGAGGCUCAGGCCCAGGUCUGCCCAGUUCCAGUCCCGCAAAGCUCCCUGGCUUCGGGCAGCUGUUGGAGGAGCUGCAGUGCCAGCUGAUUCUGCCACAGGCCUUCCCCAGGAGGAACCUAGUGCAAGAAGCCAGGGAUGCCAUUGUGAGCACCUUACAGGCCUGCCAUGGCUGUGUGCCUGACCUCACUCUGGUGCUCCGUGGUUGCCAGCCGCCCUUACCAGGGACCAAGACUGGGGGCCCUGAAAGCCAAAGAAUGACACCUUCCUGGAUCAAAAGCCCCAACCAGUGCCCAGGGGAGGGGAGGCAGAGGAGGCAACAGAGGACAAAGGAGCUCACCUUUGCUCACAGCUCCAGCACUCCUAUGGUGCAUAGGGUGAGCUUGGCACCAUCAAAAGGUCCCUGGCCACCCCCCUUGCCCUUGUUGCCUUCACCAUCUGGGGCAGCCUGGGGCCCCCCAACAGCCUUUGAUCUGCUGAAAAGCAUCUGGCUGGUAGCCACACCGCCCCCUCCGCGGCCCUGGGGGGUUGGGCCACAACAGCCCCUGCCUCAGCCACCAUCACCCUUGUUGCCCGGAACCUCUGCCCUGGACUGGAGCCCCAGCCCCCCUGCCCCACUGCCCAGCCUCUCCUGGGUAGUGGCCCAGAGCAGCCCAGAGGCCUGGUCUUUUCCACCCAUGAGACUGUACUGA
Nyctereutes procyonoides (raccoon dog) is the source of this 1484-nucleotide messenger RNA. RefSeq names its product proline rich 19 (gene PRR19). NCBI's taxonomy places the organism in Eukaryota, Metazoa, Chordata, Mammalia, Carnivora, Canidae. The transcript has 2 exons. Bases 411 to 1484 code for a protein of 357 amino acids. The record is from RefSeq and is a predicted model, not a curated record.